UGACACAAAAAUGGAUGGAGAGACAGGUAGCGUUGAAGAAAGAGGGAGGCUGCAGAAGGACUUGGAGAAUGGGCUCGGAAAGUGGGCAAAGAACUGGCAGAUGGAAUAUAACAUGGGAAACAUGCAGUUCGGUAAGAAGAAAGCGACCCUGUAUGAUACGCAAGCCCCAAUUUGUCCCAUCUGUCAGGUUCUGCUCCGACCAAAUGAGCUUCAAGAUCAUAUGGAACAGGAACUGGAAAAGCUCACUCAAAACACAUGUAAGCAUUCCAUGUUGAAGGACAGCACAAUCCAAGGGACUGUGAAGCCUGUUCUGCUAUCAGCACCAAUUAAAAGGGAGGGGGAAUCUCCCACAGCAUCGCCAGUCUCUGCAGACGACACUCAUCAUUCAGACAGAUAUCAGGGGAAGAGCUGUCAUUAUCAGGACAUCUAUUCAAAAAGAAUCUCAUCAACAGGACAGAAUUUAUAUUGAGUGUGUCACCAAUAGGAUUCACUUUACGAUCAGGGCUUCAUUCAAAUGGAAAAUCUCAUCAGCAAGGCCUAUGUUAAAUGGGAAUUUUCAGUAGCAAGAUCCUUUUUAGAAAUCACAAUCUUACAAUAAGUAAAAGU
This is a messenger RNA of Chiloscyllium plagiosum (whitespotted bambooshark), 606 nucleotides long. Lineage: Eukaryota; Metazoa; Chordata; Chondrichthyes; Orectolobiformes; Hemiscylliidae. The record is from RefSeq and is a predicted model, not a curated record.